ACGCCCACCUGGCAUUUACAUCCAGUCAGACUUCAAUGUGUAUUACAAGGUGGGCGAGACUGUUCAGUUGCUGUGUGUAGCUGAUGGAAUUCCUAAACCCAAAUAUACAUGGAAAAGAAAUGGCAUCGACUUUAACCCAAGUGGUCAUGGCGAGCGAAUGGUACAACUGGCUAAUGUUGGCACCAUUGUCAUUAACAUGCCAGAAGACAAAGACGAAGGAAUGUACCAAUGCUUUGCGGACAACGGCUAUGGCAAGUCGGCCUCUAUAAUGUUUAAUUUGCGGGAAGCCAAGUUACAGGAGUUUGGUAUAGAGGCAGAUAUCACCCAUCGUCCAAAGCUUGGCAGCCACUUGACGCUGGAGUGUGUGGCCCCCGAGAGCAUCCCGCCACCUGAGGUGUACUGGGUCAUUAAAGACAGAUACGGCGGCUUCAAUCCUGUCAACUUUGAUGGGCGCGUAACAAUGGACCAUGAAUCUCGUCUGCGGUUUACGAAUGUGAUUGCAUCUGAUCAAAAUAAUAACAACCCAUUUGCUUGUAUGGCCAUGAAUAACUUGGUGAGGAAAAACACACAAGGAGCCCAGCAAUAUAUCAUACCCCAGGGAAACUCAGAGGAACAGAAAACAGUUCAAUAUUUGUGGGCAUCUCCCCUUGAUCACUUUGGACUGAAAGACAGCAUCUUCAAACUCAAGUGCAUCUUUUCUGGAAAUCCAACUCCGGAUGUUCACUGGGAGCGAACCAAUGGACAGCCAUUCCCAGACCAUGUGCAGUUCUUGAGUUUCGGCCAGGAGCUGCAGUUUAAUGGGCUGAAGUUGGAUGAUCAGGGAGAGUACGAGUGUUGGGCCACGAACAACUUGACACCCCAGCGAGUUCAGAGGAACAUGAAAAUAAGGGUGGAGUCUGUGCCCUACUGGAUUGAGGAACCCAAGGAUGUUGAAAUUGGUAUUGGUGGUAAGGCAGAAUUCCGAUGUAUAGCUGGCGGUGACCCGAAACCCACAUACUUCUGGUUUGUGAAUGGCAUUAGUCUUGGAGCUGUGAAUGACCCUCGCAUAAAUGAUCGGUUCCGGAAACUUACUGAUCAAUUGGUGGUGUUUGACAAUGUUAACAAAGAAGAUGCCAUGGUGAUCCAGUGCAAUGCCACAAAUAAACAUGGCUACGUCUGGGGAGACUUCUAUCUUAAUGUCCUUUCUGAAGCACCAACGAUUAUUACACCCCCACAACCACAAGUAAUAACUGCUGAGGGUCAGUCAAUCAAUUUGACCUGUCAGACGACAGGCAAGCCAGAUCCUCAGAUCACAUGGUUCAAGGAAGGACAGCAGAUCACUGGAGGGCGAUACCGCACCAUGCUUGAUGGAUCGCUGCACAUUGAUAAAGUAGUAUUGGCUGAUGCAGCACAUUUUGUGUGCAUGGCUGAGAACCGAUAUGGCAAGGAAAAGGCCAGUGGUAUUCUACUAGUACGACGUAAAACACAAAUAGAACAGAAACCGUUGGAUCUUGAAGUGUAUGCCGGGCUGGAUGCCAAGUUCACAUGCUCUGGGACCACAGAUCCAGAAGAGGUCGGUAAUCUCAGAAUCCUCUGGCAGAAAGAUAACAAGGACAUCACAGCUAAUGACCAACGGAUGACGACCAAUAAACAGGAUAACUCCCUGACAAUUAGUGGCACCAUUGUGCGUGAUUCGGGGACCUACACCUGCAUAGCUACCAACAGACUGGAUAAUUCAACAUGGUCAGCCAUGUUAACUGUAAAAGACAGACCCGGUGCUCCGACUAAUGUGAGAAUCAAGAAGUGUGAGGCCGGUAACGCAACCGUAGUCUGGACCCCGGGCAGUUACAACAAUGCUCCUGUGCAGUACUUCAUUGUGCAGUACAACACUUCAAUGAAGCAGGACAAAUGGGUUUAUGCAGUCAAAGUCGAGUCGCAGAAAACGUCCACCAAUGUGUCACUGUCGCCAUAUACGAUCUACACAUUUCGGGUGCUGGCGUAUAACAAGAUCGGCGAAAGUGAUCCAAGUGCUCACACAAAUGACGUUUGCCGCACAAAUCCUGAAGUGCCCAGAAAGCAUCCGGCCAACGUGCGAACCAUUGGAGAAGAGAAGAAUUAUCUCAUCAUUGAAUGGACUACGAUGCCUCCCAUGGAUCAGAAUGGACCUGGGUUUCAGUAUGUGUUGGAAUUCAAGAGAGUCGGCGAUCUGGACAAGGAUAAGCGAACCGAGUAUAUAGAUGACUGGAAGCAGUUUACCUAUCGGUAUCAGAGCAAUGACAUAUACACUGCUUACGAGAUCACACUGAAGGCGAGGAAUAGUAUUGGAGAGGCUUCAGCCACAGCUCAGACUAUCAUUGGCUAUUCGGGAGAGGACAUUCCAACUAUUGCGCCGUCAAAUCUGGUUCUGGGACAAAUCAAUGCAACUCAAGUUGUACUUUCAUGGAACUUUGACAUGAGUAUGGUUGAUAUUCCCAACACUCCUCUCAGGGGAGAGUUCAAAGGAUUUAAGGUGCAACUUUGGAGGCGAAAUCACAAAGAGUCGACUUUCCGAGUGUACAACAUCCCUCCUGAUGUAGCUAGAAAUGCUGCCAAGGGGAAUCUCAUCACAGCCUCGGUACGGGACAUGUUGCCAUCCACCGACAUGGUGGCGCGCGUGUCCGUCUUCAAUAAUUUCUACGUGAGCAGGCCCACAGAGAUGGUGGAGUUCAAAACCAUUGAAGGAGUGCCCGGUCCUGUGGAGUUUUUUCGUGCCCGCAAUCUUGGAGACAACCAUUUUAAUCUGGAGUGGGGAACACCCAUGGAUGAGAAUGGCUUUAUAAUUGGAUAUGACAUCGGCUAUCAGACAGUACAUGGCCUGGACCUGGGGAAGAUGCAAGACCGAGAGCCACAGAUCAAUAACCGCUAUCAGACUUCGGAAAUGUUGAGUGGUUUGCUGCCAAAUACUAAAUAUCGUGUCUACAUCUGGGCGCGCACAGCCCGGGGACGAGGAGAGGGCUACUUCAUUGAACUGACGACCACAAAGGAAGGACGUCCUGGUGCCCCACGAUACACAAUCGCAGAAGUGGGUGAAACAUUUAUUAAUGUGACCUGGUGGGUCAAUCCAUACGCAUCCUCAGGAACGGUUAUUUUCGUAGAAUACCGCAAAGAAGGUGCCCCUGAGUGGCAGAGAACCACGGAUGAAGUUGUUAACCGGUGGAAAAAGAUAACUGACCUGGAAUCAGGAACCUAUUAUGAUAUCAGAGUUGUGGCAACGAAUGGAAAUCAAAGAACAGAAUCGCACAUUGAGGAAGUGAGCACAGAUGGAGUUGCCGCAGCAUCAGCAUUGGUUGGUAAUAUCUGGUGGUUUAUUGGAAUGUUGUUGGCAGUCAUCGCCAUCAUUGUCAUUGCCAUUUUGGUGUACUUCUGCUGGAAGAAAGGCUUUGACUGUGGCGGUGAGGACAAGCACGAACGCACCGAUGUCUACAAGGAUACUCAAUAUUCAGACACGCACCGAUUCCCCAGCAAAUCAUCGGAUGUAGGAACCGAUUCGAAAGCGUUCUCCAACGAGUGGUAUGACAGGCACCCUGACAGUGACGAAGAAGAUGGAUUUAGGCGAAGCCAGCAUUCGCUGAAUGAGAGUAUGGAGAAGCGUCCAUACAGUUACCAUAGCGAUGACCACGACAGUCGCUACUCCGGCCACUACUCGCAGGAACCACGGCAUUCCGAACCUUACGACGACGCCUACGAAGAGUACAACCGCCCCUCGGGAUAUGACCCUGAUGUCGACGAGAGAGAGCCUGAUAAGUUUGACCGGGACGGCUACCCUAAAAACCAGAGAUACACAGUCGAGAUGUCCCCUGAACAGGUGGUUCCUCCAACAGACACCUUCGUCUAGAUCCACCAUUUUACAGACCUGUGUUAGCUAAUACAGAGCUUAGGUGAUACUUAGAAAAACGCGGUGAAAUGAAAAAACAAAUCUUUAGAUCAUUACUUCUGUUAGGUUGUUUUUUUAUUCUUUAGAAGAAUUGAAAAUAUAGUGAAAUGAUAAAAAAAGAUAGAAAUAGUAUGAAUCAAAACUACUAUUAUUUUAAUUGGUGCUGAGAAGAAUAAUUGAAAAUUGUUAUUUUAGUGAAUGCUUUUUAAAAAACUUUUAAAUAUUUGUGAAAUGAAAAAGAUACCAAUAUUUGAUUUUUACAAUUAUUUUUACUUAGUUGGUGCUUAAGACAAUAAAUUGUAAACUUUAAUUAGGCAACUGAGAAAUAAUCUUUACUUCAGUUUUUAAAACAAUUUUGCAAGAAGCAUAAUUAUAUAUUAGAUUUUAAAAAUAUUUUAUAAAACAUAUUUUAUGUACAUUCUAAAUACAUUUUUAAACACUCCAGUGUCAUAUUUUUACAUUAUAUUUAGAACUGAUUCUUAUCAUAUAUUUUGCAGUUUUGUUUCUAAAGUGUACGUACCUACAUUUUAUUCCUUACAAAGGGAUUAGAUCAGAAAGAUCCUUUCCAAAGUGGUCUGUGCCUUGCCAUUUGCAUGUAACAUUCCCGGGCUAGUGAAUAUAAAAUUUCAUAGCAUCAAGUUUCAUUCAAACUGAAUGGUUUUGCUAUGUCAGAUUAAGUCUUAGAUUUAAAUUGUAAAGUUUUAUAACCAUUGGCCCAAAUUUGUUUUCUUUACACUGAAACAGUGAAACUAUUUUUAUAAUUGUGUAAUGGAAUUUGCGCUGUAUAUGUGUAUUUACAAUUUAUAGCUAGUUGUCAAAUAUAUCCACUUCAAAUAUUCCAUGAGAGCAUGUGUAUAUGAAUUUAUUUUGCAACCACCGUUUCUAUUGACAGAUUAUGAUGACGGAUAAAGUAAAGUCAUAUCCAUAUAAUAGCAGGAUAUAACUUUUGAUGUCACAUGCAUAGCUACAUUACAAAAUCGCUCAUUUGACCUCUAGGUUAUUGUACAAUGUAGCUGAAAUAACAGAAAUAAUAUCUUUACUCCUUAAUUUUUAUUGUCUGGAAGAUAAAGAUAAUAACUAGUUCAUGACGUUGGAACCUGAGAAAUUCUGCUCGGCAGAACCUUGCAGAAUUUCCCAUUCUUACCUUCACAGGAUAACGGCAAUAUCCUACGCCAUUAACUAGUUAUUCUCUAUAUAUCCGUUCAAUAGUUUUAUUAAUAAUUAUGUAAAUUGCAUAUCAUUCCUCGUAUCGUACAUGUACCUUUAUCCAGUUAUUUUUUAUUGUUUCUUAUGCUUAUAUAAGCAAUGUUAAAUUAUGCAAAUAAGCCAUUUUUAUUAAUGAUAUAUGUAUGAAAUGAUUUUUAAAAAUAAUUUCAGAUUAUUAUUUACAUUUGGAAAUUAAUACAGAAGUUAAUUCUGUCAUGACUGUAAUAUUUUAAUUGUGUACAUCAUUGUACAUAGUUUUUACUGUUAUUAGUUUCCUACCGGUCCAACCAGAGGGGACUAUAGGUUUCAUCUCAGUUCCUCUGUCUGUCCUACGUAUAGUUUUUCUCAUGUUUUUUUCACAAGUCUUGAGAGAUUAAGCUGAAAUUUUGUUUAUAACACUAUCAUGUACUACAGAUCAAGUUUGAUUUUUAUGAUGAUUUACUCAUUUGUGACAGUUUUAUGGACUAGGAGAGAUGAAAAUUGGCUUUUCUAAUUUUAUUUUUGCAAUGCUUCAAGAUACUGAGCUGACAUUUUCUGUUACAAAUCAAGUUAUACUUUUAUGGCAAUAUAUCCAUGUUUCACAGAGUUAUGGCCCUUGAACUUAGGAGAUAUGAAAAUGUGUUUUCCUAAUUUUAUUUUUGCAAUUCCUGAAGAUAUUGAGAUGAAAUUUUUUAUGUAGAUUUAUCAUGUAUUAUUACAAAUCAAGUUUAAUUUUUAUGGUGAUUUACCCAUUUUUCAGAGUUAUGGCCCUUGAACAUAGUAAAUGUGAAAAUGUUUGGGUCUGGUUGGGGACAUGUAUUGCUUUCGCAGUAUUCUCAGAAUGCUUAUUUUACAUAUCAACAUUCUUACAUUCCUGUAAUGUAGAUAGACCAAUGGUUUUUUUGUAUAUACCACUGUCUAAUGUCGCUGUCAGUCAUAUAAAGGAAUGUUACCCUAUUUGGACUAACUAUCAUGCAUGUAAUCCUUUAUAGUACUUCAAACAAUUUAUUUAUGUGGUCAUCUCAAUUUGCCCCAAAUUUUGAACUUAACAUGUUUUGUAAAUAAAACCCCAAUUAAUCCUGACCAACAUAGUUUGAGUGUGGAUUAUAAGGUUUUUGAUAAUCAAGAUAACAACAGUCAUAACAAUAAUUUGAAUGAAAGCCAAACACCUGGCAACUCAUUACAAGGUGUGAGUAUUAGAUUAUAUUUAUGAUUGCAGAAAAAUCCUUUAAAAAAGGCGUGGAACUUCAGUUGACAACAACAUGUGUGCACUCCACAUUAUAGAAAUAACUGUUACAUGACUACUUGACCAUUUAUUACGAAAUUGAGAGAUAUAUUUGUUAUUGUUACGGCUGCAGUUAUUUUGACUGUUUUUAACUCUGAAGACCAGGUUCAAACUACUUCCUGUAAUAACUUGAUCUGUCAACAUAAACCUUAACAUUUAUGGGGAAAAUAUGAAUAGUCCUUCGUCUUUUAACAUAUCAUUGCAUUGAUAAAACUUUUUAUAAAAAAAAAAAAAAAAUUAAAAAUGAAACUUUUAACAUUGCAUAUUUUAUGUAUAGACUGUAAAUAACUCUAGUAAUUUAGAAUAAUUUUGUAUGUACCGGUACAUGUGUAUUUUUAUUAGUCAUGAUUAUAAAUAAAUGAUUUUAGCCCACACAAGUUGAAAGUACAUGUUGAAAUUUGAAGUCAGAAGAUGUUCUUUAUAUAUAUAUAUAUAUAUUCAGUGAGACUAACGAAACUGGAACAGUUUAUCAGCAUUGAUUCAUUUUUGUUUUUUCUUUUUGUAUUUGUUGAAAACAGUUUUGUGGGUUAUGAUUGGAGAUCUUUGUUUUCACUCAAAGUUUAUAUGUAAAUAUUUCUACAAAAUUCAUGCAUCAUUUUGUAGAAGCUUUUUUUUACAUUCCAGCAGAAUCAUUUUUAAUAAUAAAAGAUUUUUAUAUAAACAA
Gigantopelta aegis is the source of this 7026-nucleotide messenger RNA. Its product is annotated as neuroglian-like. Lineage: Eukaryota; Metazoa; Mollusca; Gastropoda; Neomphalida; Peltospiridae. The coding region runs from base 158 to 3853 and encodes 1231 amino acids. The transcript is spliced from 20 exons. Gene Ontology annotation, molecular function: protein binding. The record is from RefSeq and is a predicted model, not a curated record. Gene Ontology annotation, biological process: cell-cell adhesion.